CCACAGCCGAUUGUAGUUGUACAGAUUAAAUAUUGAGGUCGGAACGGCGCGGACCGGCCACAGGAUGGCCGGCGAGGCGGAAGCAGCAGAUAAUCUCCCUGAGCCGGAACACUCUCCACAAUACGAUUGGGACCUGAUAGUGAUUGGCGGGGGCUCAGGUGGUCUUGCUUGUGCAAAGGAAGCAGCGAAGUUGGGAAAGAAGGUUUGUCUUCUCGACUACGUUGUACCGUCACCUCAGGGAACGACUUGGGGUUUGGGAGGCACUUGCGUCAAUGUCGGUUGCAUCCCUAAGAAGCUCUUUCACCAGGCCGGCCUCCUCGGGGAAGGCUUCUCUGACGCGCGCAGCUACGGCUGGAAGCUGCCAGAAGGCGUGGAUCUGGACUGGGAGGCCCUUGUGAUGGGGGUUCAGAGUCACAUCGGAUCUCUCAACUGGGGCUACCGAGUGGCGCUGCGGGAUGCGUCUGUCAAGUACCUGAAUGCCAAGGGUCACUUCAUCGACCCGCACACGGUGGAGGCGGUGGAGCGCAACGGCACCAAGACCUCGCUGACGGCGGAGCGAAUUGUUAUUGCAGUGGGGGGCCGGCCAAAGUUCUUGGGUGUCCCAGGCGAUCAGGAGCUGUGCUUGACAUCGGACGACAUUUUCUCGCGCACUACCAAGCCGGGCAAGACACUGGUAGUGGGUGCAUCCUACAUUGCGCUUGAGUGCGCCGGCUUCCUGCAUGCUCUGGGCUUCCCUGUGGCCGUCAUGGCCCGAUCCAUUUUCCUGCGAGGCUUUGACCAGGAGAUUGCUGAGAUGAUUGGUCGCGACUUGGAGCGGCGGGGCGUGCGCAUCCUGCGACCUGCGGUACCGACGGCAUUUGAGCGCGACGGGGAGCAGGUCCGCUGCACCUUCAAGAACCUGGACUUUGGGCUGGAGAUGAGCGAGAGCUUCGAUACUGUGCUUCUGGCUGUUGGCCGUGAUGCCUGCACGUCGGAUCUGGGAUUGGACCGCGCGGGGGUCACCGUGGACCCGCGCAGCGGCAAGAUUCCCGUGGUGGCUGAGCAGACCAACGUCCCCUGGAUCUACGCCAUAGGAGAUGUUCUUGAGAACCGACAGGAGCUAACGCCAGUGGCCAUCAAGGCGGGUGUACGGCUGGCGCGGCGUCUGUACGGGGCUGCAACGCUGCAGAUGGACUACGACGCUGUGCCCACGACCGUCUUUACUCCGCUGGAGUACGGUUGUGUGGGCUAUAGCGAGGAGGCUGCUACGGCCAAGUACGGUGAAGACAACGUCGAGGUUUACGUUUCGUACCUCAAGCCCCUGGAGUGGACCAUGAACCACGAGGAACACAACGGUCAGCCCGUGCGGGAAGAUAACUCAGUCUACUGCAAACUGAUCACCAACAAGUCCGACAACGAACGGGUCGUGGGUGUGCACUACCUGGGCCCUAACGCUGGAGAGAUUAUUCAGGGUAUGGCGGUUGCAAUUAAAGCCGGGGCGACCAAGGCGGACUUUGACGACUGCAUCGGCAUCCACCCCACUGUGGCUGAGGAGUUCACCAUCCUGGAGGUUACCAAGCGCAGCGGCAAGUCUGCACUCAAGAAGGGCUGCUGAGGCUAAGUUACCCACUGAGAAGCCCCCGACCGGCGUCCGCAUGGCCCAUCGAGACAGAGACGCACUCAAGAUCACCAUUCCACAUAGCUUGUCAAAGCUAGGCCACCUGUGCCAAACAUGCACAGGCAAGGUGCAGUAAUUGGCGUUGCUAUGCGGAGUGCCUGUCGGCGGGUUUUUAGUGGGAUUAAACAGCUGACCAGCCAGCUUCUUUGCUCCAGCAGCUAGGUUCUGUCCGGUAGCGGCUGCAUGUUGGGUGACGUGCUUGCUGUGAAGGACAGACCCGAGCUGAGCUAGGUGCAUGAUGAAGCUGCCCUUGUACCAUACCGUGGUGUUCAAAGGGCUAGCUCGCAUGCUGUCCGUUGUCCUACAUGACGAUCGUCGUUCCAAAUACUGAGCGGGGAUCUGAAAAGGGAAGCGGCAGCCUAGUCGCCUUGCAAGUGGUAGGGAGUACCACUAGUAUUCCGUAUAGAUGUUUGUACUGAAAGAUAGAUGAUGUAAGAGGUGUUAUUAC
Molecule: messenger RNA, 2105 nt
Organism: Volvox carteri f. nagariensis
Lineage: Eukaryota; Viridiplantae; Chlorophyta; Chlorophyceae; Chlamydomonadales; Volvocaceae
Product: NADPH-dependent thioredoxin reductase 1
Exons: 10
Biological process (GO): cellular response to oxidative stress; cell redox homeostasis; glutathione metabolic process
Cellular component (GO): mitochondrion; cytosol
Molecular function (GO): glutathione-disulfide reductase (NADPH) activity; flavin adenine dinucleotide binding; thioredoxin-disulfide reductase (NADPH) activity
Source: RefSeq, a predicted model, not a curated record